Molecule: messenger RNA, 2706 nt
Organism: Panicum virgatum (switchgrass)
Lineage: Eukaryota; Viridiplantae; Streptophyta; Magnoliopsida; Poales; Poaceae
Product: probable auxin efflux carrier component 8
Exons: 5
Coding region: 1509-2693 (394 amino acids)
Biological process (GO): auxin polar transport; auxin export across the plasma membrane
Cellular component (GO): endoplasmic reticulum; plasma membrane
Molecular function (GO): auxin efflux transmembrane transporter activity
Source: RefSeq, a predicted model, not a curated record
UCGAGCCUGAAAGGACAAAAACACAUACGGAUCAUGUAUUGGGGUAUACUAUGAUACUAUCAAGACAGGGACAGAUGGCUGGGCUGAUUGAAAGUGCAUCUAACUCAGGACUGUACGAAUGGUAUGUCAAAGUACAAAGAAUUAACAUAGGUAAAAUUUCUAAUCACACUUAGCCUUCUGGUGUUGAGUUUGAUCACCUUUCUUGGACUCAUCCUCUCAUCGUCCGGUAGCUGCAUAACUGCAUUUGGAGCCAACAAUUAGUAGGUUACUGUCACUCAAUAUGCAUUGGCGCUGCAGUGAUCGUUGUAAGAAUCAGGUUCUUACAUAAUCACCAGCAGAAAGAUUGAUGCCUGUCACUGGGUGUAAACUGUAAACAGCGCAAAUCAUACAGUCUGGAAAGGAACAGGCAGAAACUAGAAUAUCAUCAUGUGUAAAAACAUAAAUUCAAAUCAGUGUGGACCACCAUGCUGAAUUUAUCACUGAACAGCGAACUACCAGCCCGACAAGCUAUGCCAAAGCUUCUGUAUUAUUUGCUGGAGUUGUCUCCCAAUUUCUUUUCUCAAAGUCUAAUUCCUCUGAUCAUGAACCAAAGGAGAGGAAAGAAAUGCUAUUCUGCUUUGAACUGUUGGGCCACAUGCCUUGGUCAUUUUACUGCUUAGCAUGUUGCCAAAUGUCUCAAACCAACAAGAUGUCACGGGUAGAACAAAUGGUUGUGCAAGAGAAACACAGCCCACUAAACACGGAUUGGUUUCGCACCUCAUUUGAGACAUCUGUGACAGCUAAACCUGAGUUCAGACCGACAAUGGGACAGAUAAUGUUAUCAAAAAAAGUCACAUAAACAAUCUCUUUGCCCUGACAAAACAACAGAACAGAGAGGUCCUUUUGCUACAGAUAUGGCUCAAGAUCACUAGAAAGAUUAAAAGUUCAUGAGACUAUAUGUCCGAUUCUUCUUUGAGUAGUUAACAUGACCAUAUGUCGAGGUUCAUUCAGUCAACAAGAUAAAGGCAAGAUAUCAAAAGGUCACAUAAUUACCAAAUAUUCGGGAUUGCACUUUCACGAUUAUUAUAGUUCAGCAUAUAAACAAAACAAUAAGGGACUUUAUCUGGUUGAAUAAAGAUGAAUCAAGGUGCCGAAAGAUAUUAGGUCCAAGUAUUUUACUUUUCUUAUAUUUCCACAUGAAUAUGAUCAAUUCGUUGCCAUUGUUCACUCAAACGGAAAGUCCUGCACACAUUUGGAUAAUUUCAAAGGCUCUGCUAAAGUUAAAACACGCAUUGAAAAAACAUGACGUUCAAAUGUGCAGACCAUGUAAUAAGAAUGGGAACGCAACUGGCUUUAAUCCAGCAUGGGCAAUUUGGACAAUUUCAAAGGCUCUGCUAAAGUUAAAACAUGCAUGGAAAAGUUUGCACAAUACCAGGCUUCUGUCUAUGUAAGACAGCUACAGUGCUCUUGAAACCCUUACAGACCCAGAUUGGGCAGGACAUUUGGAGUGUUCUUCAGGUCCCUCCAUUAUGAUCUCCUGGCCAACCAUCUACCAUGUUCUUGAAGAAACAGUGCCCUUGUAUGUAGCUAUGAUAGUGGCCUACUUAUCCAUACAAUGGUGGAAGCUGUUUACCCCAGAGCAGUGCUCUGGGAUCAACAAGUUUGUGGCGAAGUUCUCCAUUCCUUUGCUCUCUUUCCAGAUUCUCUCUACAAACAAUCCUUAUGACAUGAACAUAAAGCUCAUAUUCUCAGACAUCCUACAGAAAUCAAUCUCCUUGCUGGGGUUUGCAGUUAUCUCUAAAGCAUGUUGUGUGGAGAAGUUUGAUUGGCUGAUUACAGGUUUUUCUUUAUCAACACUGCCAAAUACCUUGAUUGUUGGUAUCCCAUUGCUGAAAGGAAUGUAUGGCGAUGAAGCUGUGAAGCUGCUAAGUCAGAUAGUUGCCUUACAGAGCCUAAUUUGGUACACACUUCUGUUGUUUCUGUUUGAGUUUCGGGCUGCUAGAGGAAUAGAUACCACAUCAUCAUCAGAAACUGCAAAUGAAGAAGAAUCAGGUACUCCAGCACCUAUGCGGGAAAGACAUGAAGAGGGCCAAGCAAAAGGAGUAUCAGCAAGAUGUUAUAGUGCUUUUCGCUUUUUGUUGGUGGUCGGUAGGAAGCUAGUUAUGAAUCCAAAUAUGUAUGCAAGCCUAAUAGGUCUAAUCUGGGCACUGAUCAGCUUCAGGUGGAGAAUACAAUUGCCAUUGAUCGUUAGCAAUUCCAUAAGAAUACUUUCAGAUGGAGGGCUAGGGAUGGCAAUGUUCAGUCUAGGCCUUUUCACCGCCCUACAAACUAAAAUAAUAGCCUGUGGAACCAAAAAGAUGCUAGUAUCGCUAGGCAUCAGAUUCUUCCUAGGACCAGCCCUGAUGGUGAUCUCUUCCUAUGCAAUAGGAAUGCGUGGGACUUUGCUGAAGGUGGCUAUCAUACAGGUAGAUUCUAGUCCUUUCAUUUGUAUCGUCCAUUCUAACACAACUGUGUGGGCUUCAACGACAAAUGUGAUGCUUCACCUCUCAAGUUCUGCACAGGCAGCUCUACCUCAAGGAAUAGUGCCAUUUGUGUUUGCGAAGGAGUAUAACGUGCACGCUGAUAUUCUGAGCACUGCAAUAAUUGUCGGCAUGAUGGUUGCGGUUCCUGUGGCCCUGGGUUACUACUUCGUCAUCGACCAUCCCAGACUCUAACCAUCCCCUAUUU